Molecule: messenger RNA, 1890 nt
Organism: Populus euphratica (Euphrates poplar)
Lineage: Eukaryota; Viridiplantae; Streptophyta; Magnoliopsida; Malpighiales; Salicaceae
Product: E3 ubiquitin-protein ligase RGLG1-like
Exons: 12
Coding region: 582-1676 (364 amino acids)
Biological process (GO): protein ubiquitination
Cellular component (GO): nucleus
Molecular function (GO): ubiquitin-protein transferase activity
Source: RefSeq, a predicted model, not a curated record
UGAUUUUUUUAUUUUUGUUUGCUGGGGUUUUUGUGGAUGAUUGAGAAGCAGCAAGCUGCUUGAGUUUUAGCUUAAUCUAUAUGAUUGUUUGGUAUCCUUGACUAGUUGAUAUAUGAAAAGUUUUUCCUUUUUUGGUUGGGCAAUGUGGAGAUAGAGAUUUUGGGUGAGUUUUUAUGGGAAAAUCUGGGUUUAAAAUUAAGAAAAACUGAGCUUUGAUUAUGAUGGGAUUAUGUGUGUGGUGCUCAUUUAGGUUGCUAGAAGCUUACAGAAAAAGAGAACUCUCACCGGUUAAUUCAACUUCAUAUCCAUUUCUGUGGUUUUCUAGCAACCAAAUUUACUUCGAACCAAGUACAGGGAAGUAGAUUGGAUAAUUAUAGUACAAUACUGUUUCUAACAAUCAAAUUUCGGAUUGGCAACGAAUAUUUUGUUACACUUAAGGGCUUUCUUUUAUUGUUUUCUGGGCAGUUUUCUUACUUUGAAUGGUUCCCCAGAGUUGUAAUUGUCAGAUAGGUAUUUUUGUAGAGCCAGAUAGAGCGGAAGCUUUGUGCUCUUGGCUAAUCUGACUUGAAUCUGAAAGCUCAAUGGAUCAUAACUAUCAACGCAGGCAGCAUCCGACUUACAUAGCUGACAAUUUCAACUCAUUGGAUCAGGUUAUUUCUGCCCUGAGAGAGGCUGGUCUUGAAUCAUCUAAUUUAAUACUUGGUAUUGAUUUUACCAAGAGUAAUGAGUGGACAGGCAGGCAUUCAUUUCAUCGAAAAAGCCUUCAUGCAAUUGGUAGCACACUGAAUCCGUAUGAACAAGCAAUCUCUAUUAUUGGCCGGACUCUGUCUCCUUUUGAUGAAGAUAAUUUGAUACCUUGUUUUGGAUUUGGUGAUGCAUCAACACAUGAUAAGUAUGUAUUCAGCUUUUAUCCUGAUAAUCGACCUUGUAAUGGUCUUGAGGAAGCUCUUGCACGAUACAGAGAGAUUGUUCCACACUUAAAGUUGUCAGGCCCAACUUCAUUUGCUGCAAUUAUUGAUGCGGCAAUUGACAUUGUGGAGAAAAGUGGUCAGUACCAUGUUCUUGUUAUUGUUGCAGAUGGACAGGUUACCAGGACUCCUGAUACUCCUCCUGGACGGUUGAGUCCUCAAGAACAAGCAACAGUAAACUCCAUAGUUGCUGCUAGCAAGCAUCCUCUCUCAAUUAUUUUUGUUGGAGUUGGGGAUGGACCAUGGGAUGCAAUGCAACAAUUCGAUGAUAACAUUCCUCAGCGUGAAUUUGACAACUUUCAGUUUGUGAACUUCACUAAAAUAAUGUUAGACAACACCGAAGCAUCAAAGAAGGAAACAGCCUUUGCACUUGCUGCCCUCAUGGAAAUUCCACUUCAGUACAGAGCCGCUCAAAGACUUCAGCAUAAAGAUCAUGAUUUAGUUGGUGGUCCACGCACAAGGCCACUCCCACCUCCUCGUGAAGUGAUUGAUCAUGAUAAUGCUGUCAAAUCAAUUCCACACAUUACAAACUUUGAAACAGUUCAACCAUCUACUUCAGUCGAACCGGUCUGCCCUAUUUGCUUGACUAACCCAAAAGACAUGGCUUUUGGAUGCGGUCAUCUGACUUGCAGGGAUUGUGGAGCAAGCCUUUCAACUUGCCCUAUAUGUCGGCAGCCCAUAACAACACGCCUGAAACUGUUUACCUGAACCAAAUAAUACCUCCUGCACGUUGUUUGCUUGCUUUGGAGAGAACUGCGAAGCUCGAUCCACAGGGAGGAAUUAUUAGUGAAACGGCAUUUUGUGUGUAAAUUGUUAUUCAAAAUGGCCCUUGACAUAAAAACUGGUGCUAAGUUAUACGCUAGUGGGAUCUUUUUUAUUGUUUUUUUAACAGCAUUUCUCUUGAUCAAUUCGUUAUGAUACA